Molecule: messenger RNA, 1747 nt
Organism: Athene cunicularia (burrowing owl)
Lineage: Eukaryota; Metazoa; Chordata; Aves; Strigiformes; Strigidae
Gene: MEAK7
Product: MTOR associated protein, eak-7 homolog
Exons: 9
Coding region: 148-1560 (470 amino acids)
Biological process (GO): TOR signaling
Source: RefSeq, a predicted model, not a curated record
CGAUCCAGGGGCCCUGCCGGUGCCCUGCCGGUGCCCUGCCGGUCACAGUCGUUUCCAUUAACCCUCUGGCGUUUACCCCACGAUCGAGAUUUUCCUCCCAGGCAAACGAGGCUUGUAGGCCUGUACUGUUCAGGGAAGAUUGAAAAGAUGGGAAAUGCAGAAAGUAAUGCCUAUCGGAAUCACCUUUCCAGAUUUCUCCCUGAGGAGCAGUCUGACAUUGAUGGAGUAUUUGAUACUUUAUCAGGGCUGAGUGGCUCAGCUGGAGCGAAAAAUGGCAAAGCUACAAAGAAAACUGUGACUCUGGCAGCACUACAGGCGUAUAUGCGGGAGCCGUUACCAGAGCAGAUGACUGUUCGGUUAUACAACGGAAUGAAAAGUAUUGACCUGACUGGGAAGUCAUCUGGGCUGAGUGAACAGAUUGCUAAGGAGCAGUUUGUAAUUUUUAUGUCAAACCUUUUAAAAGGGAAUGCAGAUGAGAAGAUUACCAUAAUAAUGAGAAUGAUCUCCAAGGCAGAAGGGCCUGUGAAGGGCAAACAAAUCCAAGAGUUCACAGAGGAUCUGAUCAUGUCUGUAGUCCAUGUGCUGAGCUACAGGAAGGAACUGAAAGGUUGGAGUUUGGAGAACACUAGGGAUUCUGCAAGUGGAGUAAAGGCUCUGGCUUCUCAGCUGCUAUCAGAAUUGAAGCUUGCAGAUGGGACAAAGCCUGUGGGUCCUCAGAUGAUGGAGACAAAUUUUGAUCAAAGUGUCAUUGAGGAUUGGGUGUACCGAGUUCCACAGAUCUCAAUUUUCCUCAGUGUUGUUAUCAGGCAAGGCCUCCAUGUCCUGCAUUCUCUCCCAGACCAAACCAAAGACAUACUCAACCUGGUUCCAGGCUGCAAAGGCAUCAAGAGAAGAGGACUUGUCAGUCUCUUUGAUAUCCCAUCCAUCAUAUACAUCAACUCCCAUCUGCCUGCAGAACUACAGCACAAGUGGCAGCUUUUAUUUUCUUCCAGGCUUCACGGAGAAAGCUUUUCACAGUUGUGUGGGCAUAUAGUGAACAAGGGUCCUUGCAUAGUGAUCUUACAGGACUUAGAUGGUUAUAUCUUUGGUGGGUUUGCGUCUCACUCCUGGGAGGUGAAGCCACAGUUUCAAGGUGACAACAGAUGCUUUCUGUUUUCUGUUUUCCCCUCUCUUGCUGUAUACACAUACACGGGGUAUAAUGACCACUACAUGUAUUUGAACCAUGGCCAACAAACAAUGCCAAAUGGACUUGGUAUGGGUGGACAACAUGGGUACUUCGGCCUCUGGCUGGACAGUGACUAUGGGAAGGGACACAGCAAAGCAAAACCUCGAUGUACCACCUACAGCAGUCCCCAGCUGUCAGCAAAAGAGGAUUUUGCACUGGAUGCCAUGGAAGUUUGGGCAGUGGGAGACCUCCCUGCAGCGGCAAAAGGGAAGAAGAGUAUCCUGGAUGUAGAUCCUGAGGCUCAGGCCUUAUUAGAAAUGGCUGGAAAAACUCGUCAGAGCGCAGGUCUACGAGAACCCAUUGAAGAGGAUGAAGAUGAUGAUGAUGAUAUUUAAAGAAUCACAGUAAAAUGAAAAACUUUUUUUUUUUUUUCUCCUGAGUGUUAAUGUUCCUUGGACAGGAUAUUUUUUCCUCUUUUUUUUUUUUUUUUCCUUACAUUUACCUAAUUAUCUUGGAUGAAGCUUAAGCCUUGUACUUUAGGUCCAAUACAAUAUCCUGCCUGAAAGGUUUUGUUUGGGAAGG